Adineta steineri is the source of this 1020-nucleotide messenger RNA. The record is from the annotation of a GenBank genome assembly. Lineage: Eukaryota; Metazoa; Rotifera; Eurotatoria; Adinetida; Adinetidae.
AUGUCGUCGUCGAAUACCACCGAUGCAGACGCUAUUGCAUCAUGGAACAAUGCAUCGAAUCUUAUCAAUCGUUAUUUACCUAUUUUUAUUUAUAUUUUCGGCAUAACUGGUAAUGUUCUUAAUGUCCUCAUUUUGAUUCAACGACCUCUUCGUCUUAGUCCAUCCUCUGCUUUCUUUUCUGUUUCAUCAAUAGCGGGUCUUAUUGCAAUCAUAAGUGGUCUAACCACACGUAUGUUGGCUGGUUAUACAGCUGAUUUAACUCUUACGAUCUCAUGGAUUUGUAAGGCUCGUAAUUAUGUUUUAUACACUGCAAGAACAGUAGCUCUAUGGUUAAUUGCUUUGGCAACUAUCGAUCGAUGGUUAGUAUCAAGUGUAAUUGUACAUAGGAGACACAUAAGUACAUUGAAAAAUGCUGGACGAGGUAUAAUUCUUAUUAUUAUUUUUUCAUGUCUAAUCAAUAGUCCAAUAAUUUACUGUUAUGAAGCUGGUUUAACUGGAACUUUACGAGGAUGUUACGGUUCAACAUAUGCUGGUCGUGUUAUUACAGAUGUUAUUUAUGCUGUUAUCACGACUGUAGUACCAUUAUCAAUGAUGAUUUGUUUUGGAUUAUUAACUAUUAGAAAUAUACGGUAUAGACCGAGUCGUAUUCAAAAUAUAGCUAUGAUUACAUUGACUUAUGAUAAUAAACAUAGAAGGCCGAGUGUAUAUCAUAUACAAAAAAACACAAAACUGGAUAAGCAUUUGCUUAAAAUGCUUGCCGUGCAAGUUACUCUAUUAGUACUACUGACUUGUCCACAUGCGAUUCAAAAGGCGUAUACAUCAAUUUCAUCGAGUUCAUCAUCUCAAACAUUACAAGAUGUUAUUGCAACGUUUAUCUUUAAUUUAGUUACUCUAUUUAACUUUACAGCUAGUGGACUACCGUUUUACAUUUAUACAUUAGCUGGUGGCAGUAUAUAUCGAAAUGCACUUCUUCAUCUUCUCAAAACAGCUGUCUUAAAGAUUCUUUGUCGAAAAAGAUGA